This is a messenger RNA of Porites evermanni, 6370 nucleotides long. The record is from the annotation of a GenBank genome assembly. NCBI's taxonomy places the organism in Eukaryota, Metazoa, Cnidaria, Anthozoa, Scleractinia, Poritidae.
UACCGGUUCUGGUUCUCGGUCUAAUACUUUUUAUGAGCGUAAGAGUAACUUGAUUGUUAGUUUAAGAGAUGCCACGGCUGCGAGUGUGUGUGAUUGGAGCCGGAGCUGCAGGACUCUCGGCUGCUAGACAUCUUACAAGUGAGCUGGAUGCGUUUGAUGUGCAAGUGUUCGAACAGUCUUCUUGUGUCGGCGGAACAUGGGUGUUCACUGAAGAUACAGGGGUCGACGAACGUGGGAUUCCGGUUCACUCCAGCGUUUACAGAAACCUCAGGUAAAGCGGGUUAUUUGUAUUGGUGGACAUUCGGUAUUUUUUAAAUCAGUUUUCAGGAACCUUUCCUUUCCGACACUCUUGAUGAAUUAAUCCCCCCAUAACUAUUAAAAGGAAUCACAGUCUUUGAUUUCUGGAUUGCACACUGUGGAUUCCGGAUUUUAGCUAUUGGAUACCAGUCUUUGUCAGUGGAAUUUUGAUUCUAAUAUUGUAAUCGUAAGUGGCAUUCUGGAUUCCUUGAGCUGUAUUUUGGAUUUCAAAGCUCAAGAUUCCGGUUUCCACACGCAAAAUUUUCCUGGAAUCCAUAUUCCACAAGCAAAACUUUCCCAGGUUCCGGAAUCCCUUGCAUGGGGCAAAUGAAUGGUCUUUCUUGUUUCAGUCAUCAAAAUUGCACUAUUCCUCACCUCCCAGCCAGGGCCAGCAUUUGAACCUUUGGAAAAUUUUGUGUUUAAAUCCUUCGGCUUCCUUAACUGAAAUUUCAGCUGUCUCUUCGAGUCUCAAGCUCUCGAAAGAGACGUCUGAAAUGCUGUCAAGUUGCAUCAAGCACUACCCCAUUGGCUUUAAUUUGUGCAAAACGUACAAUAUAAUUUUCAGCCGGUAAGGCCAUCCUCUUUUUUUCUCCGUUUAGUGUCGUCCGACUGACCCAAAUUUUUAGCAUUUUCAAAAAAAAAAAAAGUAACAUUAUAGUUAAACCAUUUUUCACUUGAAAUAAUUCUUUUAAUCUGAAAAAUGAGCACAGUAUAACAGCAUAGAGAACAACAGGAACAAAAACAUGAUUAUUUUUUACAGGAUAUUGUGCAUUUUGUUAAUCCAAAGAUGGGAAUGUUAACUUUUAAUGUCAUCCUAGGGUACCAGGGCCUACUAUUCGGAGACUACUUGUGAUUUUUUUUUAGGUUUUUUUUUCAAUCUGACCAACCAACCCAAUAUCAGAAAACGCAUUCGAAACUAAACCAAAAAAAAAGGGGGAUGGCCUAAAAAAUAAAAAAGCAAGGUCUACAGGGUACAAAAUUGAGCUAGAUUCCAGAAUACCUGGUCACUAAUAGCUUAUUUGCAUCUUGUCAAAUAACAAAAACAAAAGCUACUCACAGUGUUUUGGUUUCCAAAAAUUGUUUUACUUGUAUCUCAUGUUAAGUAAUGCUUGAACUGUCAAAUGCAUGCAAAGAUCUUUGCUGAUAUAGAUCCAAAAUUUAACAGUUUAAAAACUUAUUGAGGCUCAUUGUACAGUUAAUGAAGUACAAACUUGGACACUACCCAAUGUGCUUUGAUUCAAGAAAAGCUAUUUGGUCCUUUAACGAUCAAAGGAUGCAAGCAAAGAAAGAAAAACCUAUAGAAUGAUUACAUUUGACAGUAGAAUUGACAGGAAGCUUAAGACACGGUCAUUAUGUGUAAAAUAUCUCACCAAAAAUCUCAUUGAUCAUCUUAAAAGCCUACUCACUUAAUUCCACAGUGAUCAUCAUUCAUAAUAACAAGUCAUAGUUUCCUAAUCAAAUCUUGAACUAUGUUCAUUUUCCUUUUUAUGAUAAAGAUGAUAAAGAUUUAAUUGUUCAAAUUUUGAACUCUGUGCAAGCUAGCCUGCGUGCAGACGAUAACUAAACUUUGAUUAGUACCGUCUGCGAAGCAGCGCAGAGAUCCUUGUUCUGAACCCCCAACGGACUCAACGAAUUACCGGAAGUGCGUUUCGAAUUUCCCUUCAACCUGAUUGGCGAUCACGACAAACAAAACAAAGGCCUUUUUUAACUGGCCAAUCGUGGCACGUACUCAAAUCUGGGUACACAGCUGGAAGUCCAGAACAAGGAUUUCAGCGCUGUUUUGCAGACGGAGUUAACCAGAGUUUAAUUUCGUCUGCGCGCAGGCUAUGUGCAAGCAUGAUUAUCAAUUGUGAAAAUUCGUGUGGCCUGAACCUUUAAAUGUAAAAUGUGUCACAAAUGUUAUCUACAGUCAACUGCAUCAACUUUUAGGGCUUAUACUACAACAUGAGAUAUUUCUGCAUUUGAUUGGCUUAGAGCAGUGGUAUUUCAGCUUAGUUUGAAAUACCUACAUGUGAAAAUUACAACCUUUUGCUGGUAGUAGUAUAAACAAAUAAUAGCAUGAUUUGUACGUGAUAUUUAGCAUAAAUACCACUCGUGAUAUUUCAAAAUUGUCUCAAAUUUCACUCGCCUAACAGCUCCUGAAGUUACGUAUAACAAUUUUGAUAUAUCACUCGUGGUGUUAUUUAUGCCAAAUAUUACUACUAAUCAUGCUAUUACCUAUACUAAUAUAAUGAAAUUUACAUUUUUCAGUUUUGAUGAUAAUUUUUCAGAACCAAUCUGCCCAAAGAAAUUAUGGCAUUUCCUGAUUUUCCAUUUCCUUCAGAGUGGAGCUCAUUCAUAAGUCAUCAACAAGUUCUCAAAUACUUGAAAGAGUAUACCAGUCAUUUUGACUUGUACAAAUACAUCCAGUUCAACUCCAUUAUCAGCAGUGUUCGUCCACUGAUAAGAAAAGACAGUCAAAAGCCACUGUGGGAAGUUGUUGUUACAGAUGCUCAUACUAAGGAGUCUCAAGUUUUACUCUUUGAUGCUGUUAUUGUUUGCAGUGGGUAGGUAUCUUUAUUAUUUUAUUUUGUUGUUCCAAACAAUAUCAUUAUCUUCACAAUUUUUACUGGUAAUUUAAGAGCGACUGUGUGUAAAUAUCGAGAAUUUGAGUUCCAUUUAUACGUUAAAAUUCAAAAUGAUAAAAGACUUUAACAAAUAUUCAUUUAUACACUAAUCAUUUUAGAACACUAUCUAUUCAUCUUCAUCGAAAAAUGCAUAUUUGGGUACAUUAAAUAUAUAAUUUCAUGGAAUUUGUGUUACCCCCAGUUGCUUGAUGGUUUCAACAUUUUUAUGCCGAAAACAUCAAAAAUGAACAGUGUGUUUACCUCUCUUAAUGGGUUUCUUUUCAGCUGCCCAAGAUGGAUUUUCUAUAUUUUGUACUGCAAAAGUAGGGUUUUUCCGAGAUGUAAUAUUUAAUAAUUCUUCCAAAAUUUGAUGUACCAAGCUGUGAUUUUUUUCCUUCAAAGUUUCGCAAUUUUUCAUUGUUUAUGAAAGUGCUGAAGAUAGGAAUCUUUGGGCGUUUUUUAGCCGAGUAAAAAAUGCAUUGUCUUGCAAUAUUUUUAGUAUUAAACCAAAUAGUAUUGUAACUGGGAUGCCUUACUUACCUGCAAAAGAUGAACUGGUUUCCUUGAAGCACUCUUCUUCCCAAGGGCUUUGAAAAUGGUAUAAUUCAAAGGUUUUGGUGAUUUCUAAUAAACAGUGACUACACCCCAGUUUUCUCAAAAAAAAUAUUCUUUGGAAACUUUUAUUUUGAUUUUCGAAAGUGUUUCACUGAAGGGUUUUUUCUGACUGAAUAAGAAGAAUUUCAAAAUUUCAGUUUUGAUGGUAAAUUCUUGAUAUUUGUACAGACAGCUGCUCGAGACUAUUAGGAUUUUAGCAGUAUUCUCCAGAAAAUGUGGAAGUGGUAAUAGAUUAGAUUGAAAGGAGAGCAGGGAAGCCUUUCAUGUGACAUAGUAGCAUUUCAGGGUAGAUAUGGUUGGGGGUUGGCACACUGUCAGUAUCCCCAGAAAACUUUUUGUUUAAGGGACUCAGUGAAAAAUAAUUGCAUUUCUAUAUGCAGUUUGAGUGACCUAAUAACCCCCGAAGCUUCUGGAGAGCCCUGGUUUUAGGGAUAAUUAUAUGAAUUAAAAAAUUGAUUUAGGGAAAUUAUGUUAGAUUCUCUUACAAACACGUCAGACUGAAUUUCUCACAAGGCUGCCUUAGUACUCAUCAAGGUGGCUUUCAAAAUCGUGACAAGGUCUAUUAUCUGAUUGGCUUCCUUUGUUUCCAGCUCAUCAAUUUAUUAUUGUCAUACGUUGUCUCAAAGCAACAGAAAAUGUAAUUCAAACCAAAAAUAAAAAUUUAACGACAAGAGUAAGUCAAUUCAAAGAAUAGUGAAAGUGGGUAGGAUGUUGCUCAACCAGCCUUUCUAUUCCUUUCCAUGAUUCCUCAUGCUUCACUGAUUUUGAACAUGUAGAGAAAGUUGUGUCUGUUAGCCCGGCCUGGGGCUUGUGGGUUUUGCUAUCAGAUUUGUGAAUUCUGUUCUUAAUUGCCUGAUGAGCAGGUGAAGUUUUGGGGGUUUAAUCAAAAAACCUAAAAAUGGCCUUUUACCAACUUUUUCACCUGAUUUUACAUGAAAUAGACAGAUUUGGUUGUUUUAUGCUGAAAAGUGGUUUUUUUUUAAAAAAGCUUGGUACUUUGCUUUAACCCAUUUGCUCCUGGAGAUUUUGCCGAAAAACGCGUUUUGAAGCUAGUCGAGUGGUUUUCUGGUCACUGUCGUGCUAUAAAGAGCUAAAACUUGCCACAAACUGGUUUACAGGUUGUACACUUCGCGGCCUUCUGAUCCAGAUGCAAAAUAUUAGCUUGCGAAGUUCGGGCAUGCACAGAAAGCAAAAUUUCCAGAUAGUUUUUGGGUUUAAAAGUGACACAGCAGUCUUGACUUUUACUUUUCGCUUUCUCUCCUCCCUUCUUUUGUCGCUUUUCUUGCCUCAUUUUUUUUUUCUCUUGCUGGGCAUUUAGUAGGCUUCAUUUUGGUGGGAAAAGUUUUUAGGAAAGCUUUUAGGAUCUUAGGAUUAGGUGAAAGGAAAGGUAGUGGGUAAUGGAACAAGAUUUUCGUGGAAAUUUUCAGGUCAAUGUCACGUGGUUUUUUGCUUCUUUCUCCGGUGUCCUUAACUGAAUUGUGCUUAUUCUGGUAUGGUUUGAAAGAUCUCUUCACUCUGCACAAGUUAGUGAAGAAAGUUGUCCUUGACCAUUAAAACUGAUGAUGUCACAAAGGGUAGAAAGGACCUGGAUCCGCAUGGGCGGUUACGGGCAGUUCAGGGGCGAAUGGGUUAAAUAAUUAGCAAAAAAACCGUAAUCAAUCCUGCAGGCCUUGCAUUUACUAUAAUUUUUUUUUGGCUAGUUAAAAUGACUUUUGGACUUAUACAUGAGAUUGCCCACUGAAUUUUAUUCCUAGUUGUUUGUCUUUUCUGAGUUUGCAAAAGAUGUUAAAGAUUAUUAUUUAUUUAUUAACCUCUAGAGUGUGUAAGUCAUAAUAAAACUCUUUUGGCCCUUUUUGUCAAAAAACAAAAAUCAACAACAACAUCAAAAAGCACUUGUUUUUAAAUUUGAACAUUCUUUCUCCAGACAUUUUGCUGUUCCUCGUUUGCCAGUAAUUCCUGGCCAGGAGUCUUUCCCUGGACUUGUUAUGCAUAGUCAUGAUUAUCGGCAUCCUGAAGUCUUUCAAGGAAAACAUCUGGUUAUUUUUGGAGGCGGGCCUUCUGGUAGAGAUAUUUGCCUUGAUGUAGCAAACUGUGCAGAAAAAGUUUACAUCAGCCAUAAAAGCAGAUUUUGCUCUACACUCCCAGAAAAUGUGGAACAACACAGGCCGUUAAUUUCUAUCCACACGGAUGGAACAGUCCUGUUCGAGGAUGGACAAGAGAGGAAAGUUGACUCAAUCUUAUUGUGUACUGGUUACGUAAUUUCUUUUCCGUUCCUGCAUGAUGACUGCAGUAUCUUGGUCAGGAACAACAGAGUAACACAUUUAUACAAACACAUUUUCAAUACAAAAUACCCAACACUGUCAUUCAUUGGGCUAUGUUCUAAGAACUUCUGCACAUUUCCACGUUUUAGCAUGCAGGCCCAGUACAUUGCAUCAGUUUUGAGUGGACGAAAGAGUUUGCCGUCUGAAGGUCAGAUGAAUGCUGAUGAAGAACAAGAUUUCCAGGAGAGGCUGUCUCUUGGGAUGCCUGAACAUCAUGCUCAUAUAAUAGGCACAAGGGGAGAUUAUGACGGAAUGAUCGCACAGCUGGCUGGAGUUGACAGGCUGAGUCCAGCAUACCAUUCUCUUUUUGAUUAUGUAACUGAGGAAAGAUUCCCAUACCACCUGAUGCAUUACAAGAAAGACAAUUUCAGGGUUAAUUCUGAUGGAACGUGGAGUUUAGUCAAGAACCUUGCAGAUUAUGAUAAUUGUAACAGAGGAGAAAUGAGAAAUGCAGAGAGCCAUAUGGAUAGUUUACAAAAUGGCUUAGAACCAUUGCAUAAAAGACUUGACCACCAAAAGACUAAGCAUUAA